This is a messenger RNA of Procambarus clarkii (red swamp crayfish), 2734 nucleotides long. RefSeq names its product mitochondrial ribosome recycling factor 2 (gene mRRF2). Gene Ontology annotation, cellular component: mitochondrion. The record is from RefSeq and is a predicted model, not a curated record. NCBI's taxonomy places the organism in Eukaryota, Metazoa, Arthropoda, Malacostraca, Decapoda, Cambaridae. Gene Ontology annotation, molecular function: GTP binding; GTPase activity. Gene Ontology annotation, biological process: ribosome disassembly; mitochondrial translation.
UUAAACAGCUGAUGGUCACUCGUGUGAGUUUGUUGACAUAAAUUUCUCACUUGGAGUCUCUCACCGGCGGGCCAUUGUACAAGAAAUAAAUUUAGAGGGGUACUUGUUCAGUGGCAAUGUAGAAGGACUGUGGCUUAGCAAGGAAGAUGUUGGUGUUAUCAAGAGUGAAUAAAGUUGGCCAAAUCAAGUUAAACUUUUAUUCAAAACUUGUGCAGCAAGAACGCGUGUUUGGGAGUUCUGUUAGACACCUCUUUCUUCACAGGAGUUGUGACUGCACUGCUCAGCCGGAGGGUGGAGGCCAUGUACUCCCCACUACAACCGAUGACCACAAACACCUUGACAAAAUUCGUAAUAUUGGUAUCAUGGCUCACAUUGAUGCAGGUAAGACAACCACCACAGAGCGUAUGCUGUUCUACAGCGGUGUGACGAAAACUGUUGGCGAAGUUCAUGAUGGGGACACCGUUAUGGAUUACAUGGAGCAGGAAAGAGAGAGGGGUAUCACCAUUACAUCAGCGGCUAUUACAUUUUCGUGGCAUGGCCAUAGGAUUAACCUGGUGGAUACUCCUGGGCACGUGGAUUUCACUAUGGAGGUGGAGCGCUCUCUCAGGGUUUUAGACGGGGCCAUUGCCAUUUUUGACGCCUCAGCAGGUGUUGAGGCUCAGUCCCUUACUGUGUGGCGUCAAGCGGAUCACUACCAGGUGCCACGAGUCUGUUAUCUCAACAAAAUGGACAAACCAGCAGCUAGUGUUCCCAUGUGCCUCACGUCAAUAAAAGAAAAACUUCACGCUACUCCAUUAGUUUUACAGUACCCAGUGGGACACGGAAAGGAAUUUACUGGAUUGGUUGAUCUUGUUCACAUGUGCAAGAUGAUCUGGAAUCGGCAGAGUAGAGACUAUGGCAGCAAAUAUGAGGCUCAUAUUUUGACACAAGAUGGUGAUGACAGCUUGUGGGAUCCAGCCUUCUUAGCAAGAUGUGAACUGACAGACCAGCUGGCUGAUCUGGACAACAAGUUAGCAGAAUAUGUGUUGGAGACAGAGUCAAUAGAGAAUGUACCUCCUCAAUUGCUUAAAGCAGCAAUAAGAAGAGUCACACUGAACCAGACAGCAGUUCCUCUCCUCAUGGGCAGCUCAUACAAAAAUACUGGUGUUCAACUACUAAUGAAUGCAGUACUUAGUUAUUUACCGUCACCUGAGGAACGCAAGCUCGAGACUGUUGCAUUAUAUGCCCCCCACCUCUGUGCUUUGGCUUUUAAGAUUGUCCACGACAAGCAGCUUGGUGGUGUACUAACCUUUGUUCGAAUAUAUUCUGGGCAUUUGGAGAAGGGUCAGAGACUGUUCAAUAUCAAUGCAGAAGAGACAGAAAGAGUGGGAAGAGUCAUGAUUGCUUUUGCUGAUGAAUUCAAGGAAGUGUCGUCGGUCAAGGCAGGAAAUAUCGUGGUUGUUACCGGGCUAAAGAUCACUAGCACUGGAGACACUCUGGUUGGAAGCUAUUCAUUAGCCAAUAAUGUUCAGAGGAAGUUACUGGACGAGACGAAAGAUCCCCAAGCAGCCAUGUUGCUCGGUGUUCAAGUGCCCGAGCCAGUCUUCUUCUGCUCUGUAGAGGCUCCAUCACCAUCACAACAGAAGGCCUUAGAAUCAGCUCUUAACCAAUUACAAAGGGAAGACCCAAGCCUUCAUGUGACACUUGACCAAGACACUGGCCAAACUGUUCUGUCUGGGAUGGGAGAACUGCAUCUUGACAUCAUCCGAGAUCGUAUCCAUAAAGAGUAUAAAGUGGAAGCAGAGUUGGGCCCACUACAGGUGGCUUACAGAGAGACGUGCAAGGUGUGCUACACUCACACCCUUGACAUCAACAAAAUGAUUGGUGAGACCAGACAACAAGUGAAAGUUACACUUUCCAUUGAGCCUAAACUGAACUACAAAUUCAAGUCACUAGAGUUUGCUUUCUCUAAAGACAAUCUUGAAAAUCUGCACGCCAUCAACCGACACCAUGUAUCAGCCUUAAACCGUGGUGUGGGCUCUGCUUUGACCAGUGGACCUAUUUUGGGUUUCCCAGUCGUUGACGUCAAAGUUGCCUUACACUGGCUGGAAGUUGGCCGUGGAACAUCAGAGACCAUAGUGGCUGCUGCUGCAGCUCAGUGUGUUCACCAGCUAUUACAAAAGGCUCAUUGCCAGUUGCUUGAACCGAUUAUGGAAAUGGAAAUAGUCACAGAUGAAGAGCAUACCUCCGCUGUCCUUGCUGAUAUCGCUCGUAGAAGAGGAAACAUUCUCCAGAUCACACAACGCCAGGACUUGAGGGUGAUUACUGUAGAAUGUCCGUUAGCCGAACUGAUGGGUUACUCAACAACUCUGCGUUCACUUACCUCAGGCAUAGCAUCAUUCACUAUGGAACUCUCAGACUACAGGCUAAUGAGUUUGUCUGAUCAGGCAGCCGCAAUUGAAGCUGUUACGGGAUUUGCUCCUCUGUAGAAGAUACUGAUGGAUGUUCAGCAAAAAUUAUCAACCUUUUAAGACCUCUGGAGUGUGAAAAUUUUAAUAGAAACUUAAGUCUUAUUACAGACAUCUUGUAGGCAUUUCAGGAAUUGUUGCAAAUUUAAAUAAAGUAGGUAGCUACUGUUUAAAUAUUAACAGUAAUAUAGAGAUUCCAAUUACUGUAUCUUUAUACCCUGAAGUUGAUGAUCAUGUAAUUAUGUACAGUACAUUAAUUUUCAUUGUUAAAUAAAGCUUUUUAUAGA